GCUGGGGUGGAGAGUUGUGCGCCGGUCCCUGGGCCUGAGCUCGGGCUCGGGCUAGGGCGCCUGCGAUGUCUCAAGAUGGCGGAGCUGGGCGAAUUAAAGAAAGGAGUCCUUCCAAGGAGCGAGCUCUCUUCCCGCUGCCACAGAGUCUUGAGCGUAACUACAUCUGAGGACAUGGAACUUCAACCACUGGUCCUGCACAUGGUGAUGAGUUUCCGGGUGUCUGAGCUGCAGGUGCUCCUUGGCUUUGCUGGCCGGAACAAGAGUGGACGCAAGCACGAGCUCCUGGCCAAGGCCCUGCACCUCCUCAAGUCCAGCUGUGCCCCCAGUGUCCAGAUGAAGAUAAAGGAGCUUUACCGCCGACGCUUUCCCCGGAAGACCCUGGGGCCCUCUGACCUUUCUCUGCUCUCUCUCCCGCCUGGCACCUCUCCUGUAGGCUCCCCUGGUCCUCUAGCUCCCAUUCCCCCCACCCUGUUGGCCCCUGGCACCCUGCUGGGCCCGAAACGUGAGGUGGACAUGCACCCCCCUCUGCCCCAACCUGUGCACCCUGAUGUCACCAUGAAACCAUUGCCCUUCUAUGAAGUCUACGGAGAGCUCAUCCGGCCCACCACCCUCGCAUCCACUUCUAGCCAGCGGUUCGAGGAAGCGCACUUUACCUUUGCCCUCACACCCCAGCAAGUGCAGCAGAUCCUCACGUCCAGAGAGGUUCUGCCAGGAGCCAAGUGCGAUUAUACCAUACAGGUGCAGCUGAGGUUCUGUCUCUGUGAGACCAGCUGUCCCCAGGAGGAUUAUUUCCCCCCCAACCUCUUUGUCAAGGUCAAUGGGAAACUGUGCCCCCUGCCGGGUUAUCUUCCCCCCACCAAGAAUGGGGCCGAGCCCAAGAGGCCCAGCCGACCUAUCAACAUCACACCCUUGGCUCGACUCUCAGCCACUGUUCCCAACACUAUUGUGGUCAACUGGUCAUCUGAGUUUGGACGGAAUUACUCCUUGUCUGUGUACCUGGUGAGGCAGUUGACGGCAGGGACCCUUCUACAAAAACUCAGAGCAAAGGGUAUCCGGAACCCAGACCACUCCCGGGCACUGAUCAAGGAGAAGUUGACUGCUGACCCUGACAGUGAGGUGGCCACUACAAGUCUCCGGGUGUCACUCAUGUGCCCGCUCGGGAAGAUGCGCCUGACUGUCCCUUGCCGUGCCCUCACCUGUGCCCACCUGCAGAGCUUCGAUGCUGCCCUUUAUCUACAGAUGAAUGAGAAGAAGCCAACGUGGACAUGUCCUGUGUGUGACAAGAAGGCUCCCUAUGAAUCUCUGAUCAUUGAUGGUUUAUUCAUGGAGAUUCUUAAUUCCUGUUCGGAUUGUGAUGAGAUCCAGUUCAUGGAAGAUGGAUCCUGGUGCCCAAUGAAACCCAAGAAGGAGGCAUCUGAGGUUUGCCCCCCGCCAGGGUAUGGGCUGGAUGGCCUCCAGUACAGCCCAGUCCAAGAGGGGAAUCCAUCAGAGAGUAAGAAAAAGGUUGAAGUUAUUGACUUGACGAUAGAAAGCUCAUCAGAUGAGGAGGAUCUGCCCCCGACCAAGAAGCACUGUCCCGUCACCUCGGCUGCCAUCCCAGCCCUACCUGGAAGCAAAGGAGUCCUGACGUCUGGUCACCAGCCGUCCUCGGUGCUGCGGAGCCCUGCUAUGGGCACGCUUGGUGGAGAUUUCCUGUCUAGCCUUCCCCUACACGAAUACCCACCUGCCUUUCCACUGGGAGCUGACAUCCAAGGUUUAGAUUUAUUUUCUUUCCUUCAGACUGAAAGUCAGCACUAUGGUCCCUCCGUCAUCACCUCGCUAGAUGAACAGGAUGCCCUUGGCCACUUCUUCCAGUACCGGGGGACCCCUUCCCACUUUCUGGGCCCACUGGCCCCCACGUUGGGGAGCUCUCACCGCAGCUCCACUCCAGCACCGCCCCCUGGCCGUGUCAGCAGCAUUGUGGCCCCUGGGGGAGCCUUGAGGGAGGGGCAUGGAGGACCCCUGCCCUCGGGCCCUUCUUUGACUGGCUGUCGGUCAGACAUCAUUUCCCUGGACUGAGUUCCUUGGAUCAUGGACCCUUUGCUGGCCCCAGCGCUGAGCAAGUGUGCUGCGGAGCCCCAGCUCCCAGUCACAGACCCCUCAAGGGCUUUGGCCAAAGGCCAGAUAGACCUUCCUGGAUACCUACCUGCGGCCUCAUCUCUGCCUAAGGCCAGCACACAAAGGGUUAAUAUUUAACCUGUUUUUAAGGACAUUGGGGUUUAUUUUUGGCAGUGUUCCUUAGAUGAGGGGACACAAUCCCCUGGGUAUGUUAACCUAAGCAAUGGGAAGCGACUAGGAGGGGAUGUGAGUUGGGGGAGGGGCUGAGUUCUCAGCCUUGACUGUCUGUAGCCUCAUGGGGAAGGGCCCCGAUGCCCUCUCCUGACGGUCAUUAUCUUCAUAUCCAUUCCAUUCCGUGUGGUCACAGACAGGUGGAGAAACUGAAACAGGCAGUUUCCAAGACAGAGAACUCUAUUUUGGGUUGCAGAUUUUUUGUACAUAAACAAGAAAAACGAAAAUACUCCAAAGAGGACUUCCCCUGCCUCCUCCUUCCUAGUGUGACUGAGGCAAAGAUAAGGCCUUAGCAUGAUCCCUAGCGUUUCUGGGAGCAGGGCCUGCCCUAUUGCCUGGGUCGCUAUUUAUGUAUUUAAAUUCACAGUGUUUCUUAGCGCUGACCAGCCUAGGGCCUAAGCUUCUAAGGGUCCAUGGCCCUGUGGUUAGGCCUGGCCGUUCUGCACCUUUCCUGGGAGGUGGGAGCACCCUCAUGACCUCCUUCCCAAUCUUUUCAUUAGGCUCCUCUAGGGCCUGAGACCUAUUUGUAAUAUUCCUUUUUAUUCCCAAAGUUGUAGCAAAAUUCUCAUCCAUAAUAAAGUUUGUGAAUGUCU
This is a messenger RNA of Tupaia belangeri chinensis (Chinese tree shrew), 2921 nucleotides long. RefSeq names its product protein inhibitor of activated STAT 3 (gene PIAS3). Gene Ontology annotation, molecular function: SUMO ligase activity; transcription coregulator activity; zinc ion binding. Bases 76 to 2058 code for a protein of 660 amino acids. The transcript has 16 exons. The record is from RefSeq and is a predicted model, not a curated record. Gene Ontology annotation, biological process: regulation of transcription by RNA polymerase II; protein sumoylation. Lineage: Eukaryota; Metazoa; Chordata; Mammalia; Scandentia; Tupaiidae. Gene Ontology annotation, cellular component: chromatin.